AAAAUUUUCAUUACGAUGGGCAACUGUGAAAUCCUCUGUGGAACUGAGGGGAGGAUGUCGAAUCCCUAGCUGCUAUUGUCUCAUCUCCAACGCUCUCGGCAUCUGCGGAUUUCCAUCCGCCAUAACGUCGAGUCUGCGUCGCAGCCAUUUGAUCCCGCAGCUGAGAGUUGUCUUGAUCCCGUCUCUGAGAAUAGGACGAAGUCACCAUUGCGUCAUGUUAACAGAUCAUAUUGACACUGUGCUUCGCUAAAACAAAGAAAAAACAUUAAUUUUCAAAUUUUAUAAAGACUUAGUUAAAAUUAAAAUAAUAUCUCUUCAAAUAUCUCGUCUAUCUUCUCUGUAGACAAUGCGAUGGGUGAUUCAUCGAAAGAUGAUAAGUGUAUAAGUGUAUAAGUGUUUUAGAAUCUAUUUAUUAUGUUUUAGAGUCUUUUUUAGAGUGUUUACAGAUUUAGGAGUUUUUUUUGGCAAUGUGGUGAUUUUGAAGCAUUUUGGUAAUAAAGAUUGAAGAAAUUCAUAGUUGUACGUCGAACCAAUCUAGAGUCAACAAUCAGAGUCAAACGUCGAUCGGCAAACAUCACGUGUCAUCGAUCGACAAACAUCCCGUGUCGUCGAUCGAAAAAUAUCAUGUGUCAUCGAUCAACAACGAAGAGCGCAAGGCCCGACUUGGUUCCCAACCGACUUAUAGCCCAAGUCCCACAACAAUUACAUAAAUACCCCUGACCGACUUUAACCUAAUAUUUAUGUACUCUUCCAUUGUUUUGGGUAACACACGCUUUUCAUUCUUUCAUAUUUUCACUGCAAACAUAUUUAGGGUUUUUAUUAGUUUGGAGAGAAGAUCCAAGACUCCUUCAGAGCUUUGUAUUGGAACUCCAGUUUUUCAAAUUUAUUCUAUUUGUGCAUCUUAUUCAGAUUAUUGCUAUGUUUUGCUUUGCUAUGUCUGAACACUACAAGAAAACUUUUCCGUAACGACGAAACAUUACGAAGAAAAUCUUUCCUCGUAAACUUACAAGUAGUUUACGAGGAUGUUAUGACGAAACUGAAAUUCGUCGUUACGACGACGUAAAAUUACAAUGAAAACGUUUCGUCGUAAAUACCUUGUAAAUUUACGACGAAAGUACGUGGCAAACAAUAUUCGUCGUAAAUUUACGAGGACGACGACACAUGUUACCGUUAUUUAUUGGUGAAAACGUAUAUUGAAUACGCUUUGAAUUGCCCAAUUUCGUUGCAAACUCGUUGUAAAACAGAUGUAAGAGAGAUGUAAAACCCUAGUAAAAUCCUUGUUAUACUUCACCUACCAAACUCGAAAUUUUUUCUAUAUAUAUAUGUCAUUUCUCACAACUCACAAACGAAAACAAAAAAAAAAUAUCUUAGGAAAAAAAAUUUCCAAAAAAAUUUCCAAAAAACUCCCCAAAAAAAUUCUAAAAUUUUUUUGAAAAACAAAAUUCCCCCAAUUUUUUUUUUUAAAAUGGCGGAUGGCGGUAAUAUUUACGAGUUACAGAGUUAGAUGUAUUCCCAUAAAGAUUCAGAAGGGAGAGUGACGAAUGCAUUACUGAGCGGGCUAGAGACGUUCAUGUACCAGGCGGGCUCUACACCGCUCACGCAAGAAAGCGGUAAGAUGUUCUGCCCUUGUCAGAAAUGCAAGAAUUCAAAAUUUGCACGUAGUGAAACUGUAUGGAAGCGUUUAGUAAACUGGGGAUUUACACCACAAUAUUAUAUUUGGUAUCAAGGGAGAGAGUUAUGGUCGAAAUGAAGCUAGUAUUAGUAAUAAUAAUUUUGGGGAUGCUGGUAAUAAUGAAGAACCAAGUCAUUUGCAUAAUGAAUAUAAUUACCAUCAAGAAGAGCAUAUGGUAGAUCAUGAUAGGGUUCAAGACAUGAUUAUUGAUGCAGUUUUAGAAAAAACUACAACAAUAGUUGAUGGAACUGGAAAUGUAGAAGAACCUAAUUUGGAUGCAAAAAGGUUUUAUGAAAUGCUAGAUGCUGCAAAUCAACCAAUCUACACUGGUUGUAGAGAAGGUCUCUCUAAAUUAUCUCUAGUAGCUAGGAUGAUGAAUAUUAAAACGGAUCAUAAUUUACCUGAAAAUUGCAUUGAUGCAUGGGCGGAGUUGUUUAAACAGUAUUUGCCAAAAAACAACGUGUCUGCUGAAUCUUAUUAUGAGACUCAGAAAUUGGUUUAUAGUCUUGGGUUGCAUUCAAAGAUGAUAGGUGUUUGCAUUGACAACUGCAUGAUCUACUGGAAAGAUGAUGAGACGCUAGAAGAGUGUCAAUUAUGUAAGAAACCACGAUUGAAACCGCACGGACGUGGGAGGAAUAUGGUACCAUACCAAAGGAUUUGGUACCUCCCAAUUACAAACAUGUUGAAAAAGUUAUAUCAAUCUGAGAGGACUGCUGCAUCGAUGAGGUGGCAUGCCGAACAUGUCCAGAGGGAUGGCCAGGUCGCUCAUCCAUCAGAUGCCAGAGCGUGGAAACAUUUCAACAAGUUAAACCCAGAUUUCAGUAGAAAUAUUCGGAAUGUCUAUCUUGGGUUAUGCACCGAUGGAUUUAGUCCAUUCAGAAUGUUUGAGAGACAAUAUUCUUUGUGGCCAGUCAUUCUUACGUCGUACAAUCUGCCGCCGGAAAUGUGCAUGGAACAAGAAUUUCUAUUCUUAACCAUAUUAAUCCCUGGGCCGAAGCAUCCAAAACGGUCGCUAGAUGUUUUUAUUCAACCGUUGAUACAAGAGCUAUAGUUGUGGUCAGACGGAGUGAGGGCAUAUGAUUGUUCGUUGAAAAUUAAUUUUACGAUGCGAGCAGUUCUGCUGUGGACGAUAAGUGACUUUUAUGCUUAUAGGAUGUUGUCUGGUUGGAAAACACAUGGAAGAUUAUCUUGUCCAUAUUGUCUUGGAUCGACGGAUGCUUUUCAACUGAAGAAUGGUAGGAAGAGUUGUUGGUUUGAUUGUCAUCGUUGCUUUCUCUCCAUUUCUCAUCCAUACAGAAGAAAUAAGACAUUGUUUAGGUACAAAAGAGUUGUCAGAGACAGUCCUCCUCCAUAUCUCACCGGCCAACAGAUCGAAGAGGACAUUGAUUAUUACGGAGCUGAGGAAACAGUUAACUGUGGAGGAAACUGGCAUGUUCCUGGAAAUAUGCCUGAUAGGUAUGGUGUGGCGCACAAUUGGCAUAAGAAGAGUAUAUAUUGGGAGCUGCCUUACUGGUGAUGCAUAUAGAGAAGAAAUUUUUUGAGAACAUCAUGAAUACAACACUAAACGUCCCUGGAAAGACAAAAGAUAACAAGAAGUCAAGAUGGAUUUACCGGAUAUUUGCUCAAGAAGUGAGUUACAUAUCAAGAGCAAUGACAACGUUCUUAUCUUUCGGUUGUCAUCAGAAGCCAAAACAACUAUGUUUUAUUGGGUUGCAUCAGAAGUUAAGUUCCCAGAUGGUUAUGUUUCUAAUAUGUCAAGAUGUGUUGAACAAGGUCAAAAUUUCGUACGAGAAAAAGAGUUUCUAGAAGAUAUGAUGAUGGAGGAGUACCGACAUCAUAUGCAGUUGAUGGUGUUUCUGACAUUUUCUGUCAAAUUGGACGGUUUGGUGGUAAACUGAAAGAAGUAUGGUGGUCAUGUGAAGAAGAUAAGCAUAGUGCCCACACUUAUAUUUUGCUCAAGUGCGAGGAUGCAAUAAUCCGUUCCUUUGAGAGGUAAAUAUUUUUGUGAAUGUUAAUUAUAUGAAAAAUAUUAGUUAUAUAUGCUCUAACGCAUUCAUUUUAUUUGCAACAUGUUUGUAUCUCAAGUUGAAGAAGCAAUACCAGGAAUAUCCUCAACUGAAGUUGACGCAUGGAAAGAUAAGCACUUUGUCAAGUGGUUAAAAUCACAUGUUGAGUAUGACGAUCCUUAUUACCUCAUCUGGUUUCACGAUUUGGUCCAAGGUCCAGUAGCAAAGGUCACCACAUCACCUAUGUAUUUAACACGAGGUUUUACCUUUCACACAUACGAGUAUGGGAGACAUCGGGCAACAAGUAACUAUGGAAUAUGUGUGAAAGGCGAAACAGACUUUUAUGGGAUCUUGCAGGAGAUUAUUGAAGUCGAAUUUCUGGGGUUAUUGAAGCUAAAAUGCGCCCUCUUCAAAUGUGAAUGGUUCGACCACGUUGUGAACCGAGGUGUUCGGGUUAACAAAUUUGGUGUUGUGGAUGUCAAUUCUUGGAGAAGAUACAACAAGUUCGAGCCUUUCAUCCUAGCUUCUCAAGCCGAGCAAGUUAGCUUCAUUCCAUACCCUCGCCUUCGCAGUUCUGGGAUAAACUGGUUAGCUGUUAUAAAAGUUACACCUCGUGGACGAAUUGUUGCUGGAGAAGAACCACCUUUGCAAGAAGAAGACGCUAUCGAUGAAGUUGAGGUCACUGAUCAACAACUUAAUGAAAUCCUUCUGAUCAAAACGGAAAACCAACAAUAUGAAGAUCUUCCCGAAGAUGUGACAAAUGAAGCACGUGAAGACGAGUUCGAUGGAAGCGACGGUGAUCAUUGUACUGAUCUUGAUGAGAACGAAAACGAUUCAGAACGAUGUAAUCUAUGUAACAAAUGUUGUUUUUCUUUUUCAUUUUCUCAUUUUAAUGUAUUUGUAUCAAAAAGUUGUGUUUAUAUAAUAUGUUUAAAAAAAUUAAUUUGGAGUUUAGGGUUUAAGUUGGAUAAAGAGGAAGAAGAUGUAAAGAAGAAGAGAUGAUGUUAUAAGAUAAGUAACUUUGGGGUUUAGGUUUUCUGGUUCCGGGGUUUAGGGUUAAGCCUCGUAAAGUCGUCGUAAACAAAAAACACGGGCCUGGUAAAUUUGUCGUAACCUGGUCAACGUAAAUUUUACACGUAAAAUUCGUCGUAAUCUUAAAAACACGGGCAUGGUAAAUUCGUCGUAAAUGAAAAAAACGUAGGCCUGGUAAUUUCAUCGUAAUUAAAAAAAACACGGGCAUGGUAACUUCAUCGUAAAGUUCUGACGACUUUACGAGGAAUGCCUUUUCUUAUGUAUAGGCGACACCUCAGAACGAGCUUUGCUCGUUCAUUCCUCCCAAAUCCCUCUCCAUUCCUUUCAAGGUAACCUCUCCCUCUCUCUAAUUUUUUUUUAAAAAAACAUUGUUUAGUUUUAAGUGGUUAGUAUAGGUAAUUAGCUUAAGGGGUUAGUAUAGGUAAUUAGUUUAAGUGGUUAGUAUAGGUAAUAAGUUAGGUAUCAGAAUAAUAUUUUUUAACUAUGUCAUUAUUUAUAAAACUAACUGUAAUUUUUUAUAAAAUUUAGAUGGGUCCUAGAAGAAAGCCAGCAGCACCAACUUACUCUCAGAUGUUUCAUGAUGGUAUCGGUACAUCUUCUUCCGUCCAUUAUCUUCCGAGGCAGUUCCGGACUCUCAGACAUCCCAGAGAGUUUUUUGGAGUCCUCCUCCUCCUGCACCUCAUAUGUGCCACCUCCUCCUCCUCCAGCCGCUGCACCUUAGCCUGUCCCAGGAGGUGCAAUUCAUCCAGAUUUGUGUGUGCUUCUGUCUGCUCCAUACGCGAGAUAUACAGUGGAGGAUUUGCUCGUCCAGUCUGGACGAGAGGGGUUGGAUCUUCUGGAUCCCGAUAGACCACCGGGAACUUAUUGGUAACUUAUUAUUUUUAGUACAUUAAAUUUUAUUUUUUUUCUUCUAACAAUUAGGUUAUCUUUUCAGAUUUGGGGCCAACAACCGUGUUGGCCGGAGCGUGUCAGAGACGAUCAAGGGCUACUACGACGGAGCCUCCCCAAAUUGGAGCAAGACUCCAGACCACGUUAAGACAACUUGGUUGAAAUGUUUUGCGGUAAUUGUUUUUUAAACAUCUAAUUAAAUAUUUAUUUUAAUUCUUUUAAAAUUUUGUUUGUUUCAGCAAAGAUGGCACUGGUCCUUGGGAAUCACCAAGAGGGUGAAGAGGGAGUUCAUUGCAAAGGCAAAGACCCGCCUUUGCAACACUGUCUCCGACUGGAAGGACAAGUGGGAGAUCUACGGUUAUGACGGAAAGCCCACCGAGCUCAAGAAGGAAGUAUGGGAUGAUCCCAUGGCCUAUUGGAAGCUACCCUCUUCGAUUCGUAAGGCCAACUCGUGCUCCGCUUCCUGAAGAACGAAGGACAAAGAUGGUCACUUGCCCAUGGUUCACAGAACCGGGAGUCUUACCAUCUCUGUCUGAUCUAUUCAAGAUGACUCACGCCACAUCAGACAGGAUUUUUGUGGAUCCGGCAUCCGAGAAAAUCUUCAACGCAAUGGCUUCUCGGGUUGAUGAGUGGGAGAUGCAAUUAACCCAGCUGUCUCCCGAUGGAUUACCCAUCAAACUGACCACCAAAGAGGUCGACAUGAUCUUCGAAGAGGUAAAACUUUAUAAAUUUAUUUAAAUAAAUUUAACUAUUUAAUAAAAUUUAACUAUAUUAAUAUGCAUUUAUAGGUGGCUCCUAGAAAGAAGGGACGGACAGUGGGCAUAGGUUAUGUUAACGAAGUUGCUAAGGAAACUUCGUCAUACGCUUCGAGACGUGAUGAAGAGAACUCUCAGAUGCGAGCUCAGAUGGAUAGCCAGCAUGAUCAUUUAGACUCUCUUGAGGAUCUACUGGACGUGAUGGCGGUGGGAAAUCCGACUAUGCAGCGAGCACUAAAUGAGAGACGAGCAGCUCUCGGGAUGCCAAUACUGAAAUCCGAAGAUGCCGAUCCAGACCGUUCUCAACCGAGCACCGCCACCGACUACUUCGAUAAUAUGUUGUAGUUUUUUUUGUUUCAUUUUGCAUUAUGAAUUUAAAUAUUAUGUUAUGACUUUUAAAUAGUUUCUAACAAUAUGUUUUCAUUUUCAUAUUUCAUUUUAUAUUUAAAAUUUUUAAAACUUCAAAUUUUAAAUAAUAUUAUUAUUUUAAUUUAAUAUUAAAUGGUAAGGAACGAUGUAAAUUCGUUGUAAACUUUACAUGGAAUUUACAACGAAAUCCUUGUAACAUCGUCGUAACGUUUACGUGGAGCUUACAUGGAUAGCAUUGUAAAUGAUACAUGGAGUUAACAUCGAGAUAAUACGAGUACUUUACAACGAAAUGUUACGUCUCGUUUACGACGAAAUGUUUCCUUCCGUUUUACGAGGAAAGCAUUCCUCAUAAACGUUACCACUUGUUUACGACGAAACCUCCGUUACGAUGGACGUUUAACAACGAAACUGUUUUCGAGGUUAAUUCGUCGUAACACCCUUUUUACGACGAAUUUGCAAGGAAUAUUGCCCUCGUAAAAAAUAUGUUUUCCUGUAGUGGAGUAAUUCACUUGUUAGAUUUAGGGUUUAAGUAAGAUCAUGAGAGAUUAGCCCAAACUAUAGAACUGCUAAGGUGAUAGACAUCCUUCAAGGAAUUGCCUGUAAUGCUUGUGUUCCAGAGUAGCUAACUAGAACCCUGAUUUUAGGAUUGUGGACAACUACGAUGGUAGGUUCUGCACCAGAAUAGAUUCCCUUGAGUUACGAUUGCUAGAAAAAAAUGACAACUGAUUUAGUUAAGACUGUUGAAUCUAACGAUCAACUCGCUAAAGCUUUCCUAAGGAAACAUCAAUCAACACUAAUCCAAUAGCGUCGAUUGACGUUUGAUCUUUAUCAACAAGCAUAAGCUGAGAUAUUAGACUUAGUCAAUAAGAUUGAUUCACAUGCGGAAGCUGAAAUAAUUUCUCAUUAGAAUUCGAGUUCUAGGAUUGGGAACCUGAGCAUUCUAUAUCAUUAUAAUCGUGAUUACCAGAAACCUUAUAUCUACUUGCUUUCUCAUAACUGUUUACAACCUCAAACAAUUAAUCAACUGAACAACUACCUUGUUCGCCUCUGCUGUUUAUUGAUUUACUAUGUUUGCCUAGCUUAAUCAUAAACUAAUUUGGAUAUAUUGUGUGCCCUAGCUCCUCGUGAAUUCGAUCCCUAAGUACUAGGACUGAACCUCUUAUUUGAGAGAGUAAAAGUCACUCUUUGGGGUAAUUUGAGUAAUACCAAAUCUGGCGCCGUUGAUCGCCAUUAGAUCUUAUUAGUUAGAUUUAGUCUCGGUUUUCUUGUUAUAGAUUUUCUCAUAAAAAAAUUCUUGAUUUAUUUUUGGUGAAUGUCCAGAAGUACCAGAAGUAACAAAGAAAAUUCGCUGCUAUUCUCAGAUCCCGCACACUUAAAACACAUAAACCGCAAAGAGAAACGCGCUGCAUCUAUCGAUAACAACUCAGAUCCGUCGAUCGACU
Molecule: messenger RNA, 8164 nt
Organism: Brassica rapa (field mustard)
Lineage: Eukaryota; Viridiplantae; Streptophyta; Magnoliopsida; Brassicales; Brassicaceae
Source: RefSeq, a predicted model, not a curated record